ACACAUAAAAUAAAAAUGAUUUAAAAAAAACUACUUCAACAGAUUAUGCUGGGGUGAAUCCAUCAAAAUAAUGGUUUCUUUCGUUUGAUUUUUAAACACUAUAGCCCCAAAUUCUUUUGUCCUAUCCAUUUUUUGUUUGUCCCUGGGGUUCAGCCUGGACAAUAUUGACAUACCCUGUAAAGACAUUUUAGCCGUGGAAAAGCCUCAUAACUUUUGGCAGUUUCUACAAGGAUCUGGAGCUUAUUUCCAGCCAGACACAAGCACAUCCCUGGGGGCCAGAAAAGUCAAGAGUCUUGACAGCCCUGGACCCUACCACACACAGACUCGAGAGUGCACUUUCACCCUGCUUUCUAGCAGCCAGUUUAUUUUUGUUACUGUAGAAUAGAUAGAGGACAUUCUGGUUUGUUGUCUUGUGUAGCCAAGGCUGCUUUCUAACUCCUUUAGCCUUCCACCUCUCAAGUGCUGGGAUUACAGUGCCACGCUAGCAUGGCUGACUUUCCGUUUAUCUUUUGUUGUGUUGGGGAUCAAACCCGAGGUCUUGUGCAUGUCAGGCAAGCACUUUAGCACUGAGCUACACUUCCAGCUCCAAGGUUGUAUUUUAAAAUGGAAACAUGCCUAAAGAGGGCGGGCUGUUGUUAGAAUAAAUAUGGUGUUUGGAAAGGGUGCCACAGCCCAGGCUGGAGUCGUAUCACUGCUAGAGCCUUCAUCCUCUCGGCUUCUUCCUUUUCUGGAGAAGAGUGCUGAUGUCUCUUCAGUUCUCCCGAGCCCUCCUGAGUCCCCCCUCCCCUCCAGGAUGUCAGGCUGUGGUAAAAUGGUAAACCGUCGAGGCACAGAGCGCUUGAGUGGGCAAACACCUGCAACCCAUAAAUGUCAUUUGACUUCACUACUAGCUAUACAUCUGACGGCUUCGACAUCACCAGGCUUAGAUGGAGUUGAGGUUUCAGUGGAUCUGAAAAGCAAGACCUGGCUUGACCGGGCGGAACUGUGGUGCUGACCCUGCCGCGGGAGGCGGGGGAAGACUAGGAGAGAGCCCCGCGCCUGCGUACCGCCAUCUUACUGCCGGAGCGCGCGCGGCGCCUGGCCGUAUGUUUGUCCCGGGCGGGCCCGGCACCCGGCAGGGCGGGGCCGGCCAUGGCGACCGGAGAGUUCCUCGGCCACGCGGUGCGGACGUCCACCCCUGGCCCCCGGCCUGGCGCGGCCCCCGAGGGCGCGGCAGGAGCUGCGGGGCUGCCCUCCGGGAGGAGCGCCCACCCAGCUCUCCGGCCCGGGGAGCGCAGCGCGGCAGUGGAGAAGCGGGGACCGUACAUGGUGACGCGCGCACCUUCCAUUCAGGCCAAGCUGCGUGAGUGUGGCGGGAGGCACAGAGGGUCUCAGCCGGGGCGGGCUGCUGCGACCCGGGGCGGACCCCCGAGCUCCGUGAUCUUGCCCCCAGAGGGAAGGUGUUCAGAGAAGCACCGGGACCUGGCCAAGGCCGUUCUGCGGAGAAAGGGCAUGCUGGGGGCCUUGCCGAACCGCCCCAACUCUUCAGGAAAAAGGUCAGUGAAGUUUAACAAAGGCUAUACUGCUCUUAGCCAGAGUCCAGAUGAAAACCUGGUGUCCCUUGAUUCUGACAGUGAUGGGGAGCUGGAAUCCAGAUACUCCUCCGGGUAUUCCUCUGCAGAGGUGAACCAGGAUGUGAGCCGGCAGCUGCUACAGGAUGGAUAUCACCUGGAUGAGAUUCCAGAUGAUGAGGACCUGGACCUCAUUCCUCCUAAACCUAUGGCCUCUUCCACAUGCUCCUGCUGCUGGUGCUGUCUUGGGGACUCUUCCUGCACCCUCCAAUAGACAUAACCUUUCAAGAUGGGCCCUGCUCACCAUGAGGCUUAUAGAGCCCUCCUGGCCCUUCAUAGCUCAGUACAAUGGGCACUGCUGCCAGCCCAGAAUCACUGGAGGCACUGACCCUUUGGGUAGGUCAGUGACCUACAAGCAGCCCCCUCAGCUGAUGCUUCUCAGGUCAGAGGCUCCCAUCUGGGUCAUAGGUGGAAUACUGAAGUUCUUCUCUCUUGGUCGAACAGUUUCAAGAAGCCACUUAGGGCAGGAGUAGAGACAUUGUAUACUCUUCUGGUGGCUGACAGGUGGCUAUGAAAACCACUUGAAGGCAUCCUGACUGGUGUUUGUCACAGUGUUCUAAGGAAGGGGAAAAAGAAAGCUCCUUUGCCCAGGCUGUGCUGGAUGGUGUGGGAGGCAUAAGGCACUUUAUAACUUGCAACUAGGAAUCUGAAAAAGAAUGUGACUAGAACCAGUCAAAAAAUUCCAUAUGCUUUUCUCAUCCCCAGUUCUGAGGGUGGUUUGAGCUCAAGAGAGCACAAAGUCAAGGGGCUGGAGAGAUGGCUCAAAGGUCGGUAGUCGCUUCAAAUUACCUCUGUCUAGUUAUGGCGGGGAAUCUCAUGGGUUAUUGAAUGAAGUAGCAGGAUCAUAGCUUUCAGAAUCUCUGGACUUGGGACAUGCUCAGUCAUCUAGGUGAGUUUAGUAACACUGGCCAGCCCUUCCUUAGUUAAAGAAAAACUGCUCUAUCAUGUACAUAUUUAUUUAUUUGUAGUUCCUUGGUCUUGGCUAGCUUCUCCACCCUGUUUUUGAGAUAGAGGUUGGUUUGAGUUAGGUAAUUGGGGCUGGUACCAGAAACCUGUUUUUGUGAUGACCAGCAGAGGGAGCUGCUGGGCAGUCUAUGCCUUCCUGUUUAGCUUUUUAAACUUUGACAAGUAGCAGUGUGUAAGACAUGUUGUCCUGGUGUACCAGUGUGGUUUUUGGCCAGUAGAAGCUCUCAGGAUGGGGAGAGACCUAAGCUCACUCCUAGACCCCACCUGAAGAGACAGAUGAAUCUACCAUGCAGGGAGCCUCCCCUCUUCUAGCACUGCUCAUUUCUAUGAUCUGGUAUUCUGCCCCAGCACAAGGCUCGCAGGCAGGAGGUGUAGCUCUAGUAGCGCAUUUGCCUAGUGUGUGCAAGGCCCUGGAUUCAAGUCCCAUCUCUGAAAACAAAAAGAAAAAACCUACCAGAACCAAGGGUUGGGCUUUACAACAGACCUCUGGGUGAGCAUAGCCUUGUCUCUCAGCCUGAACACAAGCAUAAUUUCUCCUGUGAUCUCCCCUCUGGAAAAUUUCUCUUGCUUUAUUAAGUGUUGUGAAAUUUAAUUUUCCAGUGCCCUCUCACCCACCUUUUCUUUACCUUACCCAGGAACAUGGUGAGACUUGGGUGGGGUGGACAGGGUUCCCAGCGUAAAGGACACAGUAAUUGGGAUUAGAGGGUUGGCCCCAAUGUGGGAAUACUCAGUCUCUUGCUUCGUGCAAUGUCCUGGGACCACUAGAGGCCUAGGAGGGGUGGUAUAGACUCUUUGGCCCUUCUGCAAGGUUACUAAAAAUAAGUAAAAUCAAAAGAUAUGGCCUUAUUUGUUAUUUGCCAGCUUAGCUACCUAGCUGCAUCAUAGAGAGGUGAUGAGACCAACCAGAGGAACAUCUGCUUGGGUUCUAGGGUCAAGGCGAUAGAUGCUUACUCUGUUCUGCAGUGGGACUCUGCAACUCUACACAGUACCCAACAUUCUGAGCACUUUGUACAUCUCCCGUACCCAUCAUAAACCAGGGUUCAGCCUUCCAGAAUUCUGCACAGGCAAAGAGCACCUGUAGAAAGGGAACACUGUAGAAAAAGAUUUGGUGGUAGGGACUUGGUGGGGCCAGAGGUGGUUGUGGAAGCUAAGUGUGGAACCACAUUUCUGUUAAGAGAUUUGGUUAGGACAGAAUAACCUGGGCAUUUGGUAGCUGCUAGAGUGAAGGGGUGAUAUUACCCCCAAACCACACCCUCUGGAUAGCUGUUGCUGUGUUCAACACUGAGGUACCUGGCUGGAACUGUCCAUGGAGUGGAAGUUCCAGAACUGUCCCUGUGUAGAAGAGUUUUACUUUGUGGGGAAAACUCUGGGGAUCUGGAACAGGGGAGUGUCCAAUAAGGCCAUGAAGAUAAAGAUGGUCAGUUAUUAG
Nannospalax galili (Upper Galilee mountains blind mole rat) is the source of this 4005-nucleotide messenger RNA. RefSeq names its product family with sequence similarity 219 member B (gene Fam219b). The transcript is spliced from 5 exons. Lineage: Eukaryota; Metazoa; Chordata; Mammalia; Rodentia; Spalacidae. Bases 1132 to 1824 code for a protein of 230 amino acids. The record is from RefSeq and is a predicted model, not a curated record.